This is a messenger RNA of Drosophila novamexicana, 635 nucleotides long. RefSeq lists its product as uncharacterized. The record is from RefSeq and is a predicted model, not a curated record. NCBI's taxonomy places the organism in Eukaryota, Metazoa, Arthropoda, Insecta, Diptera, Drosophilidae. The coding region runs from base 90 to 635 and encodes 181 amino acids. The transcript has 2 exons.
GAACAUCAUUCCAAUAGGCAACGUGUAUUUUAUAAAAUAUCUGAUAUUUUUUAAACUGUUCAGCGAACAAUUUGAGUUGGGCUUUCACCAUGGUUAGUUGGCUUUGGUUUUGGCUCUGUUUAGGGUUGCCAACCCUCGUGAUGGUGCAUGGGAAGACGCAGCAACCCAAUUUUCGCAUUUUCAUAAACGAAUUUGCUAUCAAGCUUGCGGUCAAGGAUCUUUUCGAAGAAGCUAAUUGUGAAGUAUCCCGAUCUCGCUUUGUCAACUGUAAUAUGAUCCUUCGGCGCAAUGUUAAUCAGGUGGACGUAGUGGCAACCCUGGACAUACUGAAGACCAACAAUAAGACAAUGCGUCUCUUUAAUGUACGCUUGGAUGGUUGUCAAUUUUUUGACACUCUUCACAAGAAUCUUCUGUUUAAUGUGUUUGCAAAAAGUCUAACUACUGCAAUACACGGUAGUUUAAAAUGUCCGGUUAUAUCGCACUUUAACUACACGCUUAACAAUUGGAGUCUGGAAGAGACCGAAUUUCCUAACUAUAUGCCCGAAUGCCUGUUCAAGGCUGAUCUUACAUUUCUAGAACAUGAUAAGUCGGCCUUACAUUUAGAAAUAGAUGGUAGAAUAAAGCAUAAAAAUUAA